Molecule: messenger RNA, 1531 nt
Organism: Vidua chalybeata
Lineage: Eukaryota; Metazoa; Chordata; Aves; Passeriformes; Viduidae
Product: C-type lectin domain family 2 member D-like
Exons: 6
Coding region: 128-946 (272 amino acids)
Source: RefSeq, a predicted model, not a curated record
GGCGGCGGCGCCCGGAGCCCGGCGAGGCGGCGGCGGAGCUCGGAGACGGCUGCAGCCCAGGGUGCCAUCACCGCGGGUGUAAAGCUGUUCCCGAGGCGAUCUCCGAGAGGCUUUGUCAGCACUCCUGAUGGGUCGGGGGGAAUGUGCUGUUAGAUCCCGCUCGACGGAGUCUGGCUGUGACCUGGAGGAGAGUGAAUUCUGCUUCACUCAUGGAGUUGUGAAGGAGUGCCUGCAUCCCCGGGAGGGACCAGCAGCCAGGGUUCCACACUUGCCUGGAGCACAAGAAGUCACUUGGUAUAAGCACAGGGAUGCUACUUGUGAGCGUGCAGGGAGUGAAGAUGUGGAAAAUGGAUUCUGCACCAGUGGGGGGAGUGUGAGGGUGCCCCUGGAUCCCCAGGGCACAUCAGCAACUGGCAAUGAACACAAAAGGAAAAUAUUCAGAAGAUUCCCGGGUAAAUGGUUCAGCUCCCAUUCCAUGCUCGUGGCGCUGCUGAUUCUGCUGCUCCUGGUGCUGGUGCUGGCUUUGGGGGUGGCCUUGGCUGUGCAGUCAGCAGCACAGGUUCCACUUACACCUGCGACUCCGCUGUUGAUUCUGGGCUGUCCCCGUGGCUGGGUUGGCUACAAUGGAGUCUGCUACUACUUGUCAAGGGAUUACGGCACCUGGGAGCAGGGUCAGGAACGGUGCUCCGAGCUCGGGGCCUCCCUGGCCAUUCUCAAGGAUGAGGCCAUGGAUUUGCUCUUCCACCUCCGCGGGAACGUCGAUUACUGGCUCGGGCUGCGCAGACGGGGCGAGCGCCUGCACUGGGGGGACGGCAGCAGCUACAGCUCCUCGGUUCCUGUCCUGGGCAAUUCCGAGUGUGUGUACCUGGCUGACGAUAAAUUCAGGAGUGAGAUGUGCUCAAAUGAGCGGCCGUAUGUCUGCAGCAAGGCUCAAGCUGCCCUGUAACAGGGCUGGAGAAAGGACUUCGUCCAUGCUGGGCAGUGCCAUCUUCAGCUGUUAGCCCAGCACAGGGCUGUCCUUCCUCAGCUGUUCCCUGGGCCUUGCACUUCCUCUCAGGGUCACCUCAGUGCCUGUUCAUCCCCAGUGCCAGUGCUGGGCUGGGGGUUCAGAGGAAAAGUCUCUGCAAUACAUCCUGCCACCCAUGCUGCCUGCAGUGACUGGAUUGCCCUCCUUACACAACAAGCUCACAUUGGAAAUCCAAAUGGUCCUGGGCUCUUGGAAAUCUUCAUGAACUGUCUUUCCAGCCCUGUGGGAGGAAACCCAGAACUGUUAAAUCCAUGCAGGAAAAGAGGGGAGCAAUAGCAGGUGGUGGAAAUGGCUGGCAAUUGGGAUUCAUUUUAUCUGCCUGAACUGCAAAGGCUGACAGACCCCGAGCACCGCCAGUGUUGUGAUGUGUCCUGCCCUGCCCCUGGCCUGGCUGCAGCCGCCUGCUGAGACGGGCCCUUGUCUCUAAAGGAGCUGCACCCAGGGACACUGAGGUGCUGCUGGAGUAAGAUCAAUAGAAUAAAAUAAAGAGAAUAAAAAGCUGCA